UCAAAAAGUGGCGUAAACACCGCCCAAUGCGGUAAGCCCAGCCACUAGCACGCACGGCCUUCUUCUGUCCACAUUUUCCUUUGAGAUAGUAGCACCAAUCGUUGUGACGUUGUCGUCCCCUCUACGCAUUCAUCUCAAUGGUUCAUCGCAAAUCUUAUAUCAUUCAUGCACUUUGACACUUUCUGGCGCAGUCUUGCACUCGGCUCGCACGCAAGUUGCCGAGCAUGGCUUGCUUCGCGGAGUACAGCAACGUCAUCGCUGGGACAAAGCUGGAACACCAAGGUUCUAGUCUCGCGCAGGCCAGCAGGCAUAUAUUUCUCGUCGUCAAGGUGGUCGUCGCAAGGGUUGCAGAAGCGAGAUGGUGAGGAAGAGACACGUACCACCCAGCAACAUGACCCGUCAAUGGGCGAUGGGAGAGCCCUGGAUACAAGUACGAAGCAUGAUGCAGAUGUUGUACACGAAGUGACACCAGAGGCGAAAUCACGGCAUGAAGCUGCAAUUCAUUCACUGAGCGCUGCGAUCGAUGACGACAAAAGCUUCCCGACCACGAUGCCAUGGAUGCAUUACGUCAAACUCUUGCCUACACCCUCUGAUAAGAGAGCAGCGGCUCUUGCAUUGUUGGAGCUCUUACGGCCUCAUAUCAUACUAACGAGAUCAAUCUACAAGCGCACAUUGCCAGAACAAAAGGUACCACGGAAUCGCCUAAGGCGCCGACUCCGGCUCUUGUGCAAGCAUAAAGAUCAUAUCGUUGAAUAUGAGAAGCAGAUCAAAGCAAGCGGUGAGACUCCUGGCACAUACCCUGAGGAGAAGGAUACGACUCCCCGAAAACCUUUCACAGAAUCAGUUGAGAGAUCGCUUGCCAAUGAUGAGUACAUGGUAAAAGGUUGGUUCAUGCGCGUCGCUCCAAGGCUGCCGCCCGAUGAGCAAACGAGGCUCUUUCGUGAAACGACCGCAAUACUGUUGGCGAAGGCACGUGAAUACGGGCAUAGGGGCUCAACAAAGAGUCUCCAGAGACGCUCGAUUUCAGCACUUCUGCACGACAUCGACCAAUCGUACCGACAGCUUCGAAUACUUGGGCAUGCAUCUAUCGAUACUGCGACCUUGAGGCGGCCCCGAAACCCUUUCACGGGAGUUUCUCACCCUACCCUAAAAAACGAGAUCGAAGAGAUGGAGCGUUGGCGCGCAGCUCACAGUUCGCAUUACGAUGAAACACUAGAGCACUUGCAGCCAGCCACAAAGCUUGACGGGAUGUCAAAACACAUCCUUGAAAAGCAAGCCAGAGUUACCAGCCUUAAGCUAAUCUUUGCAGACGACUAUCUGCAGAGACUCCGCGCAAGAGGUACGCCUACAUCAUCAAUCAAGGCAGAGCCAGAUGCGAUAGGUCGGCUGGCGGGUGGUUACAGUAAAGGGUCCACUUCUGCUCGUGGAGUCCCGAAACCCGUGACGGUGCCGUACCAAGUGCAACACCAUAUUCUGGGUGACACCCACGAACGGUUCAAACGAGCCAUUUUCGCAUUUGGCCAACGUCAUUUUCCCGAAGCAAUGCAAGAGAAGAACUUAAAUGACCCUGAAGGGUUAUCGAUCAAGGACUUUGAAUGCCUCCUGGAGGAAGACGAAUUUUGGCGCGACCUGUAUAAGAUCAUCCAGAGGAGGCUUGAAUCACUUCGCUUCAUCCGAAAUGCGUAUGCACACGAGUUCACGGAGAUGAAUCUGGACCGCCUCGAGGAGUUGCUAGCUGAUGCCAAGAGCAUUGCUCGGCUACUUGAAGAUAGUUCCCUUGUCAAUCUGAUGCAAAAGUACAGGGACAUGCUAGCAGCAUAUAGCAAGAGAUAUGUAAACAUGUGCGCUGGCCCUAGGCGGUUGCUCUCCCGGAGAUUUGCGGCUGCAUACAGCGAGCGUAAGAUGGCGCAAAGUCGAUUAAACGCUUCCUGUAUAGCAACCCAUACGAAAGAGUAUCAUGCAGAGAAAUUACGCUUUCAACGCAAAUGCGAGGAAGCAAAGGCUUCUGCCAGAGCCGCGUACCUUCGAUUCGAGCUGACAUUGGCCAGCGAGCUGAAAGCUUUUGCGCUUGGUUCGUCAAUUCGAUAUCGCUUAGGGUUAGGAACCGCAUCUUGGGCUGCUAAUCUAGUGAAAACGCUUUAUGAAGAAUAUGCAACCACACACAACCUGCAAGAUGAAUCCUCAACGAAGGACCUCCAUCGAGACUCAGCCAUUGCGAAGCGGCAGGACAUAGAAGGACAAGGCCAAGACGCGAUCGUCAGCCCGGCCAGACCAGCAAAGGUGAAUACACAGACACCAUCCAAGAAACCUGCAAGGACUCUUGGCCACCGCCAUCGUUGGCUUGGAAUUACGCGGUGAGAGGAAGGGGACUAGGUGCCGACCCAAUAACGACAUUUCGCGUCGUCGCGAAUCCAAACACUCAAUGCAAUCCAGUUAGAAGAGCAGAUUGUCUACUCUGUUACCA
Alternaria rosae is the source of this 2464-nucleotide messenger RNA. RefSeq lists its product as uncharacterized. The record is from RefSeq and is a predicted model, not a curated record. The transcript has a single exon. NCBI's taxonomy places the organism in Eukaryota, Fungi, Ascomycota, Dothideomycetes, Pleosporales, Pleosporaceae. Bases 166 to 2358 code for a protein of 730 amino acids.